UGCAACGCAACUUAAAGAAAAAUGGCUCGUGCUGUGUGGACCAAGCUUCUUUCGAACGACUCUAUCCGGAGGUCGUCGCAAACCCUAUCGGCCGUUGCAGGCAAUGCGUAUCUGUACGGCGGGGAGCUGCGGCCUCGUGAGCCGGUGGACUUGGAUGUGUAUCGCAUCACCCUAAACAACAAACGACCUUCAGAUACCAAAAUAUCCACAAUCAUCAGCACGUCCGAGAGCCCACAACCGAGAGUCGGGUCUGCAUCGACCACGAUCGAUGGCAAAGUCUAUAUCUUCUCUGGUCGUGGCGGCACUGCUAUGGCUCCGAUCGAAGAAGUCGGUUCAUUUUGGGUGUUUGAUCCAAGUGCCAGCACUUGGCUACAGGUGAAGCCCGCGGAUCCUCAAUCGCCACACCCAGCGGGACGCAGUUACCACGCUCUCGCGAGCAACGGCAAAGACACUAUCUUUCUGCACGCCGGUUGCCCUGAAAAGGGCCGGCUGUGUGAUUUGUGGGCUUUCAACAUUUUCACUUGUCAAUGGCGAGAGCUAGCCCCAGCCCCCGAGCCAGAAAGGGGUGGCACAUCCAUUGCUUAUGCGGAGGGAAAGCUCUUCCGGAUGAACGGCUUUGAUGGAAAGACAGAACAAGGCGGUGCAUUAGAUGUGUAUGACCCGGCAAACAACACUUGGAGCACCAUUGCAUACUCGGCGGAUGGAGUUUCCGGUCCAGGUGCGCGUAGUGUGAGCUGUUUGCUGUCGCUCAAAGUUACCGGGAAGCCGAGCCUUGUUACUAUGUUCGGUGAACGAGACCCUAGCAGCCUAGGACACCAGGGAGCAGGUAAAAUGCUUUCCGACGUGUGGAUCUUUGAUAUCCAGACUGGAAAGUGGACGGAAGUACAAGCGGAUGGCGAAAAUGCCCCCGAAGGUCGCGGAUGGUUCGACGCCGAUGUGAUUACAAAUGCUUCAGAGGAUAGUAUCGUUGUCCAUGGUGGACUGGCUGAGUCAAACGAGCGGCUCGGAGAUGUAUGGCGAUUGGACUUUUGAUACGACAGCUAGUCUUCUGUGAUGCCGGAUAAUUGUCAGGAUAGAACUUUACUUCCCAGAUUUCUCAGCAUACACUCUUACUUUUCCCAUCUUUAGCUAAAUCUUUAAACAUUUGGU
Molecule: messenger RNA, 1149 nt
Organism: Aspergillus pseudotamarii
Lineage: Eukaryota; Fungi; Ascomycota; Eurotiomycetes; Eurotiales; Aspergillaceae
Product: Kelch repeat protein
Exons: 2
Coding region: 22-1032 (336 amino acids)
Molecular function (GO): protein binding
Source: RefSeq, a predicted model, not a curated record